Messenger RNA from Coccidioides immitis RS, 237 nucleotides. RefSeq lists its product as uncharacterized. NCBI's taxonomy places the organism in Eukaryota, Fungi, Ascomycota, Eurotiomycetes, Onygenales, Onygenaceae. The coding region runs from base 1 to 237 and encodes 78 amino acids. The record is from RefSeq and is a predicted model, not a curated record. The transcript has a single exon.
AUGAUAGUCAAGCUUGAGAUCAAGAUUAUGGACCAUGGUUAUGAUUAUCUUACUGUAGUUGGUGUGUCAAGAGAGAGAGUUGAGAAGAAGAUAAGAGAAUUUCUGGGCCAAUUACAAAGUCUGAUUGAAGAUAAUAACAGCCUGCCUGCUUUAGAAAAGGUGAAGAAAGAUGAUUUUGAGAUUGUAGUGUCUUCUGAUAAGAACAAUAAGAAGAAUGAUGAGAAGAAUGAUGAUUGA